AUGGCUUGCCAUGCAAAUUAUGCAAAUUUUCAAGGAAACUAUAAGGAAGAAGGUUUCAAUGAUUUAAAUAACAUAUAUCAACUAUGCUGACCGAACGGAGAAAUUUUCUUCAACUCCCCCAUUUCAUGAACAAGAAUAAAAAUUUUGCUCUCACGGAGGUGAUUUUUAAAAAAAAUUAUAUAUAAAAUAAUAGAAAUUUUUUUGCUCAAAUUUUAAACAAUUCGAAAUAAUUUUAAAGAAAAUAUAAUUUAAUUGUAAAAUUUAUUUAAAAUGCAAGCUGUUAAAAAAUGAAUUAGUUAGAGAUUUCAUUAUAAUAAUUAUCCUUAUAUAUCAAAAUAUUUUCAAUACAAAAUUUCUAUAUUAAAAAAUUUAGUUCGCUCACAGAGGGAAUUUUCAAUGUUUUUAUUAAACUCACAGAGUGGAGUGUAAGAUAGAAAUCUUUGAAAGUCAAGCACUGCUUGAAAAGGUAUAUGAAGCAAUAAACCAUUGAAAUAGAGUGAAUUUCCCUCAUUGUGUAUUCAAACUGGCAUCAAAUCAAUCUUAUUGGGUUACUUUUAUUCAAGAUAAAAGCGGAGGAUGCCCUAAAGCUGAUAUUGGAUGCUUGCAUAUUCAAGAUCAAGUAAUAAGUCUCCCAGAGUUCUACCCUGAUGGAUCAGAAGUGCUAGAAGAGUGUAUUUUACAUGAAAUGAUGCAUUGUGCUGGAUUUAGGCAUGAACAUCAAAGAAAUGAUAGAGAUGAACACUUAAAAGUCGUAGAAGAGGGAUUCGAUUAUGAUGUUAAAAAACUAAAAUUAAUUAUAACUAUUAAACCUUAA
Molecule: messenger RNA, 814 nt
Organism: Blepharisma stoltei
Lineage: Eukaryota; Ciliophora; Heterotrichea; Heterotrichida; Blepharismidae
Source: the annotation of a GenBank genome assembly